AUCGAGGGGGGAGAGGGACCGCCCGCGAUUGCUACGGCCGCCAUCGCGGGCGGGCGGGCGAGCUUGAAAGCGUGCUUGCCUGCCAUUUCCCAGCUUCCAAUUCCUUUUCCCUUCUAGCCUUCUUCCUCCCUUCUCCCACUCCCACGUCCACCACCUCCAUCUCCUCCCCUCCACGUCCCGCCCUCUCCCUCCACGGCGGCGCGAAUCGGACUGCACGUCCGCCCAUUCCAUUCCCUCCCGCCCGGUGGAUGCGUCCGGGCUGGCCGCGGGCCCGUCCGAGGUUGCGGCGGCGGCGGCGGCGGCAGCAUCAGCAGCAGCAGCGGAGCGCGGCCACCCCGGCAUCCACGGAGGCAGCGGGAAACCAUCCAGCCACGGCGAUGUGGGAGCGCAGAAGGUCGUAGCAAGGCGGUUUCCUUGAUUCGUGAAUCUUCGAUCAAGGAUGGAGCGCCGGGCUUUGCUCCUCGGGGUGGCCCUGGCCUUUCUGCUGGCCUCCGGCUCCCAGGGCUUGAACCAUGAAGGAUGGCUUCUCCUGGCGCUGAAGAGCCAGAUGGUCGACACCCUCCACCACCUUGAUAGCUGGGACCCGAGGGAUCCAACACCGUGCGCGUGGAGGGGUGUCAACUGCUCGUCGGCGCCAAGCCCAGCGGUGGUGUCUCUCGACCUCAACAACAUGAACCUCUCGGGCACUGUCGCGCCUAGCAUUGGUGGCCUGGCUGAGCUGACGCGACUCGAUCUAUCCUUCAAUGGAUUCUAUGGUCCCAUCCCUGCAACGAUUGGGAAUUUGUCGAAUCUGGAGGUGCUUAACUUGUUCAACAACAACCUCAUUGGUAUAAUUCCCCCUGAGGUCGGGAAGCUAGCUAAGCUGGUCACGCUUAAUCUGUGCAACAACAAGCUCCAUGGUCCGAUACCUGAUGAGAUUGGUAAUAUGACAUCACUUCAGGACUUGGUAGGAUACAGUAAUAAUCUCACUGGUUCGCUACCUCAUUCACUCGGCAAGUUGAAGAACCUGAAAAAUAUUCGGUUAGGUCAGAAUCUUAUAUCAGGCAACAUUCCUGUUGAGAUAGGCGAGUGCCUCAACAUAACUGUGUUUGGUCUUGCACAGAACAAUUUAGAGGGUCCUUUACCUAAAGAGAUUGGGAGGUUGAGUUUGAUGACCGACUUAAUCCUAUGGGGGAACAAGCUUUCAGGUGUUAUUCCGCCAGAGAUAGGAAACUGUACAAGUCUUGGCACAAUUGCCCUCUAUGACAAUAACUUAGUUGGUUCCAUACCUGCAACAAUUGGGAACAUCACGAAUCUUCAGAAGCUAUACCUUUACAGGAACUCAUUAAAUGGUACAAUUCCAUCUGACAUUGGGAAUCUUUCUCUUGCACAAGAGAUUGACUUUUCAGAGAAUUUCUUAACUGGAGGGAUACCGAAGGAGUUGGGCAACAUACCAGGCUUGAAUUUGCUCUACCUCUUCCAGAACCAGCUUACAGGCCCUAUUCCUACAGAGUUGUGUGGGCUGAGAAACUUGAGUAAACUUGAUCUAUCGAUCAAUUCACUCACUGGCCCGAUUCCAGCCGGAUUUCAGUACAUGAGAAAUCUAAUACAAUUGCAACUCUUCAACAAUAAGCUCACAGGCAACAUACCUCCAAGGUUUGGCAUUUAUAGCCGACUUUGGGUGGUGGAUUUCUCAAACAACAGUAUUACUGGGCAGAUACCGAAAGAUCUUUGCAGGCAGUCAAACCUUAUUUUGUUGAAUUUGGGGUCUAACAUGCUCACAGGGAACAUUCCCCAUGGAAUCACCAACUGUAAACCAUUGGUGCAACUUCGUCUUGGCGACAACAGUCUGACAGGAAGCUUCCCUACUGAUCUCUGCAAUCUGGUAAAUUUGACAACAGUUGAGCUGGGUCGAAACAAAUUUAGUGGCCCAAUACCUCCUCAGAUAGGCAAUUGCAAGUCUCUGCAAAGGCUAGACCUUACAAAUAAUUAUUUCACGUCAGAGUUGCCUCGAGAAAUUGGUAAUUUGUCAAAACUCGUUGUCUUCAAUAUCUCAUCUAACAGACUAGGUGGAAACAUACCGCUGGAAAUUUUCAAUUGUACAGUGUUGCAACGACUUGAUCUCAGCCAGAAUAGCUUUGAAGGUUCGUUGCCAAAUGAAGUUGGUAGACUGCCACAGCUGGAGCUGCUAUCUUUUGCUGAUAAUAAGCUAACUGGCCGGAUACCACCCAUUCUUGGUAAACUAUCACAUUUGACAGCACUGCAGAUUGGUGGCAACCAGUUAUCUGGUGAAAUCCCAAAGGAGUUGGGCUUGCUGUCAAGCUUGCAGAUUGCCUUGAAUUUGAGCUACAACAACCUCUCUGGCAACAUUCCAUCAGAGCUUGGUAACCUUGCACUGUUGGAAAGUUUGUUUCUUAAUAACAACAAGCUGACUGGUGAAAUCCCAACUACAUUUGCCAAUCUGUCCAGUUUGCUUGAGCUCAAUGUCUCCUACAAUUAUCUCUCUGGUGCCCUCCCUCCAAUACCGCUUUUUGAUAAUAUGGCUGUGUCCUGUUUUGUUGGAAAUAAAGGACUAUGUGGUGGACAACUUGGUAGAUGUGGAUCCCAGUCAUCAUCUAGUUCCCAGUCAUCCAAUUCAGUCAGUCCCCCUUUGGGCAAGAUCAUAGCAAUUGUUGCGGCUGUCAUUGGAGGGAUUUCACUUAUUCUUAUUGCAAUAAUUGUGUACCAUAUGAGAAAACCAAUGGAAACAGUAGCGCCCUUGCAAGACAAGCAACUUUUUUCAGCUGGUUCUAACAUGCAUGUUUCUGCUAAGGAUGCAUAUACAUUUCAGGAAUUGGUCACUGCUACAAAUAACUUUGAUGAGAGUUGUGUUAUCGGAAGGGGAGCUUGUGGGACAGUGUACAGAGCCAUCCUGAAGGCUGGACAGACAAUUGCAGUAAAGAAGCUUGCUUCUAACAGGGAAGGGAGCAACACAGACAACAGCUUUCGUGCAGAGAUCCUGACUCUUGGAAAGAUAAGACAUCGUAACAUUGUGAAGCUGUACAGUUUUAUAUACCACCAAGGUUCCAACCUUCUACUCUAUGAGUACAUGUCAAGAGGCAGUCUUGGUGAGCUACUCCAUGGACAAUCAUCUUCUUCACUUGAUUGGGAGACACGCUUCAUGAUAGCUCUUGGAGCAGCUGAAGGGCUUUCGUACUUGCAUCACGAUUGCAAGCCUCGCAUCAUCCACCGUGAUAUCAAAUCCAAUAACAUUUUACUUGACGAGAACUUUGAAGCCCAUGUUGGUGAUUUUGGGUUGGCAAAGGUGAUCGACAUGCCAUACUCGAAGUCAAUGUCCGCAAUUGCAGGUUCAUAUGGCUAUAUAGCACCAGAAUAUGCUUAUACCAUGAAGGUUACUGAAAAAUGUGACAUAUAUAGCUAUGGCGUCGUGUUGCUGGAGCUGCUAACUGGGCGUGCACCUGUGCAACCCUUGGAACAGGGAGGUGAUCUGGUAACAUGGGUGAAAAACUACAUCAGGGACAAUUCUUUGGGUCCAGGGAUCCUUGAUAAAAAUUUGGAUUUAGAAGACCAAAGCGUCGUCGAUCAUAUGAUCGAGGUCUUGAAAAUCGCCUUGGUAUGUACUAGCUUGUCUCCAUACGAGAGACCACCGAUGCGGCAUGUUGUAGUUAUGCUAAGCGAGUCUAAAGAUAGGACCAGGGUGAGCUCUGCAUCCUCACCUGCCUCUGAUGAUUCUUCAAAGAAGGAUAACUCAUCGCCUCCAUCCAUCAACAUGGUGGCGGAAGAGAAGGUAAGCCCACACGUCAUCCUCUUCCCUUUCCUGGCGCACGGCCACGUCCCCGCCUUCCUCCGCCUGGCCGACCUCCUCCGCGCGCGCCGCCCGGGGCUCGAGGUCACGCUCGUCUCCACCCCGCGCAUCCUGGGCUCCCUCUCCCUCCCGCCGGCGUCCCCUCCCCUGCGCCUCCACGCGCUCCCCUUCUCGCCCGCCGACCACGGCCUGCCCCCGGGCGCCGACUCCCUGGCCGACAUCCAGGUCCACCAGUUCAUCACCUUCUUCCAGGCCUCCGAGUCGCUCCGCCCCGCGUUCGAGGAGUUCGUCUCGGGCAUCGGUUCCCGUUCCCCGGUCUGCAUCGUCUCCGACGCCUUCUUCGGGUGGACGGCCGACGUCGCGCGCGCGCGGGGCGCGCCCCACGUCGUGUUCCUCACUGGCGGCGCGUUCGGCAACGCCGUGUUCUUCUCCGUGUGGGAGCACCUCCCGCACGCCCGCACGGCCGCCGACGAGUUCCCGCUGCCGGACUUCCCGGGCGUCGUGCUCCAACGCACGCAGAUCCCGAGGUACAUGCUCCCCGCGACGGGGGCGGACCCCUGGACGGCCUUCUUCCGGCGCGUCAUCGCCUUCUGCCGCAAGACCGACGCGGUCCUCGUCAACACCGUCCGGGAACUGGAACCCUCCGGCCUCGACAUGCUCCGAAGAAGCCUCGGCGUCCAGCCGUGGCCGAUCGGGCCGGUCCUCGCGGCGCCGGCCCCGUCGGACUCGCGGGACGACGCCGGCAUCAUCCGGUGGCUGGACGCGCACCCGCCGCGCUCGGUGCUGUACAUAUCCUUCGGGUCGCAGAACAGCAUCAGCGCGGAUCAGAUGAGGGAGCUCGCGCUGGGGCUGGAGGCGAGCGGCCGCCGCUUCCUCUGGGCGCUCCGCCCGCCGCUGGGGUCCGACGCGAAGGGCGCGUUCAAGCCCGAGUGGCUCCCGGCCGGCUUCGAGGAGCGAGCGGCGCGGGCGAGCGCGGGGCUGCUGGUGCGCGGGUGGGCGCCGCAGGUGCGGAUCCUGGCGCACCCGUCCACGAGCGCGUUCCUGACCCACUGCGGGUGGAACUCCGUCCUCGAGAGCCUCUCCCGCGGCGUGCCGCUGCUCGGGUGGCCGCUGGGCGCCGAGCAGUUCUUCAACGCGAAGCUCGUGGCCGAGUGGGGCGUCUGCGUGGAGGUGGCGAGGGGCAACUUGGAGAGCUCGGCGGUGGAGAAGGAGAAUGUGGCGGAGGCCGUGCGGACGGUGAUGGGGGAGAAUGCGACGGGCGAGGAGAUGAGGAGGAAGGCGGCGGCGAUCGCGCGCGCCAUGGCGGCCGCGUGGGAGGCGCCGGGCGGGUCGGCGGCGGAGAGCCUGGAAGGGUUCCUGAGGUGCGUCGAGGCGUCCAUGCGCUGAGAUGCCCCGCUUUGAGAUUGGUGCGCACGUAACCGGCAGCUCUGUAACGUGCACUGUAACGUGCAAGCCGUGGGUAAUUGUUGCGUCGGGUUUGGAUGCGUCAUGCGUAGCCGUGGAACUUCUCGUCAUGCACGCGAAGUCUGAAGGCACCUGAUGAGGCCUGCGAGAAAUUCAGGAGGACAUCAGCAGGUUACCAUCCAAAACAGAUGUGUGGUCUCUGAUUUCUCGACUGCAGAUAGGAUUGCUUUCAGAUGAACAGUGCGUGCAAUGAUGAAUGAUGUAGCCCACACUGGUAGUCAGGCUGAGGCACUCGUCCGUGAAUGCCAGUCAAUUUCGCAGGGGUUUCAGACCCAACAUGCGAUGUGGGAACUGGUGAAUAUAUUCAGCAAACUCUCCAUCUCCAAGCAGGGAAAGGAGGCGAGCCUUGAUCCA
This is a messenger RNA of Panicum hallii, 5602 nucleotides long. RefSeq names its product probable leucine-rich repeat receptor-like protein kinase At5g63930. The record is from RefSeq and is a predicted model, not a curated record. Gene Ontology annotation, biological process: protein phosphorylation. Gene Ontology annotation, molecular function: protein kinase activity; ATP binding; UDP-glycosyltransferase activity. NCBI's taxonomy places the organism in Eukaryota, Viridiplantae, Streptophyta, Magnoliopsida, Poales, Poaceae. The coding region runs from base 440 to 5170 and encodes 1576 amino acids. The transcript is spliced from 4 exons.